Bicyclus anynana (squinting bush brown) is the source of this 1178-nucleotide messenger RNA. RefSeq lists its product as uncharacterized. The transcript is spliced from 9 exons. The coding region runs from base 684 to 1178 and encodes 164 amino acids. Lineage: Eukaryota; Metazoa; Arthropoda; Insecta; Lepidoptera; Nymphalidae. The record is from RefSeq and is a predicted model, not a curated record.
AAGCUACCAUUUAGCUUCUUUAUAAAUUCAUGUAUUUUCAACGCCGGUCGCAGAAGUUGAGACCGUCCUUUUCAUAAGAAAAUAUUGGCAGGAUUAGUAAUGUAUACUUUUUAUUAUUUUGUACCUUCUACUAAUGUCAUUCUCAGUUCAAACUCAGCAGGUGGUAUUAAUUUAAGAUUUAUUGUAAAUUAAAUAACAUUAAAUAAAAAAUAACUUUAAGUAGGUACCUACCUACAAUAGAUAAUAUCUUACUACUUACUACGAAUAUGGUGCCUAUUGCUUGGGUAUGUCUAUGUGAAAACAAAAUCAUAAUGUUGCACCGUAAAAGCAUAUGCUUGCGUUUUUAAUUACCAAUGUCGUUAAAUCAAAUUAAUUAGAAAGUCAAGCGAAUAAUGACUUUUUGCAUUCCUAUGCAGAGCUACACAUAUUAUUGACAAUUGUGAAUAGUAUGAUGAAUUUUCUAAUGUAUUGCAUUAUUUUUCAGUAUUUGGUAAUAAUUUAUAUUUUAUUCAAAUACCCUAGGCAUAAUGGUACUACGUGUGUAGAUUAGAAGUAAAGUUUUGAUAUUUUAGAGAUGUCACCGAGCGUCAGAGAUCAUCGAAAUCAAACAUGGUAAAGAGUAUGAAAAGUUUAAUCAUCAAACUUCUGAAUCUGAUGAAGAUCAAUAUAAAGAAAAUAAAGCAAUGGAAGAGGAUUAUAUCGCACUUAAUAAACUUGGCGAUGAAAGCAACUUAGCAGAUGAAGAAGUAAGCCAUGAAGUGGAUAAACUCAAUGAUUUUCAGUUUCAAGUCGAAGAUAUGGUACAAGAAAAAGAGGGUGGUGAUGACGUAGACCUGUUUGGUACAAAUCCACACUACAAUAUACCUGUGAAUUAUCAAGAUUUCGGAAGACGAUUCGUUUUAACGUACCCUUAUGUAGAGCAAUAUCUUGUAACAAAAAAUAUAACUGAUAAAGAACUAAAGCCAGUCAAGGAAUACUGGGAUGAUGUAUGGAAAGAAGAUGUAGAUGUAAAGAAAAUGCUACGAUAUGGCAAUGAGCGAAACAAAUUGGGUUCCGUAACAGUGAAAAUAUCACCAGGUUCGAAGCUGCACGAACUGAUAUCGAUUCUCAAGCAAAGAUCGCCAAGAUUUCUUUACGUCAUAAAUAAAAGUACUGAAAGAUACAUUGAUUUAUUAUAA